AAAUACACUAUACUAUAAUCAAUAGGCAUACACACGCAGUAAAGCAAUAAUAACAGACAACCAUUAAAAUAAGCAGAUGUAAUUUUUUAGUGCCGGAGUGUUUUGUUUAUAAAAAAAAUGUACAUAAUUUGUGAAAAAUUGAGUGUUGGUUAAUGCAAUGAAAAUGCAUAUUUAACACUGCUCUGCUGCUAACAUAAAACGACGCCAGCUGAGACGCCGACUGCACAAAGUCUAAGUUGAAUAAUAUCUCAAGGUCUUUUUGCUGUGGUGCGUGGAACUGAAAGGGAAAAUCAAGUAGAGAGGCAAGCGGCGCAAAACUGGUUGAGGCAUGAGCUGGCCGAGGCGACACUCGAAUUGGACGUCGUCUCAAUGGAUCAGCCAACAACAGCAGUGAGAGGAUGCGGCACCACCAACAACACCAUCAGCAACAACAACAGCAGCAGCAAGAAGGGCAACUAGUUGAGCAACAACAUCGUAUGAGACAGAGACAGAGAGAGCGACUGCUCCACAUAUGUGCCAACCAACCAUAACAGUAGUAAUAACAACAACAAAAAACCAACAACAACAGCAGCAGCAAACUAAUUAAUAACGAUUCACGCUUGAAGUCAAGAGAAAGAGAAGUGAGCCGACGCGUGUCUAACGAUAAGUCUGAUAAGAAAAGUUAUACAUUUUACCAUAGGGCAACAACAACUCAACAAACAAACCAGCAAAUAAUAUUAACAUAUCGUCGCACACCUUAACAGAAUGCUCGCAACUUAACAUAGCCAAGAGCAGUUUACAUUUUUAGCAGCACCAACAUUCUCACACAAUUUCGUAGACGGACAAAAGCUGAUUGCUCUACCAGCUGACUGACAGUUACAAAUCAAAUUUGUCACACGCAACCUAAGUAAACAAAUACUAAAAAAAAGGGAAACAUGUCAUUUCAAACAUUCACACGCAAAAUGCGGGGACGCAUGCGCUCCAACACCUGUCGCAUUGUGCUGCUCACAUCUUUGGUCUGGGUGAUCUUUGACUUUGUGCUCAUUGCUCACUACUCGGACUGCAUAGGCAAGGAUGGCUGGCGCUGUAAACGAGCCGGCGAAUACGAUGUGGAGUUGCCCAAUGCUGAGCGUUUGGUCGAUGAUAACCAGCUGGUGGAUGACAAUGAAAUCAAUACAGAAAAAUCUCUGGAUGGUGAUAGCGCUGGCGUUGCACCCAUCAUGGGCCAGGGCUUUGCUUCGGGCGGCAUCUCGAUGACAUAUCGCAGCAUCUUGCUCAAGAAAUGGUUCCAAGCGCCCACAGUACGCGAAGCGAAGGGUAAACCGGGCGAGAUGGGGAAACCCGUCAAAAUACCCGCCGACAUGAAGGAUCUCAUGAAGGAGAAGUUCAAGGAGAAUCAAUUUAAUCUACUGGCCAGUGAUAUGAUCUCAUUGAAUCGCUCGCUCACUGAUGUGCGGCACGAUAACUGCCGUCACAAACAUUAUCCCUCAAAGCUGCCCACCACCUCCAUUGUGAUAGUCUUCCAUAACGAGGCAUGGACGACGCUGCUGCGCACCGUGUGGAGUGUCAUUAAUCGUUCGCCACGCUCCCUGCUCAAGGAGAUCAUCCUCGUCGACGAUGCCAGCGAAAGAGAUUUCCUGGGCAAACAGCUGGAGGAUUAUGUGGCUCAACUGCCAGUUCGCACAUUCGUGCUGCGCACCGAGAAGCGUUCUGGCCUGAUACGUGCUCGUCUGCUUGGCGCCGAACAUGUGACCGGUGAGGUCAUCACCUUCCUGGACGCCCAUUGUGAGUGCACCGAGGGCUGGCUGGAGCCGCUGCUGGCGCGCAUUGUUCAGAAUCGUCGCACAGUUGUGUGUCCCAUCAUUGAUGUCAUCUCGGAUGAGACAUUCGAAUACAUUACCGCUUCGGACUCCACGUGGGGUGGCUUCAACUGGAAGCUCAACUUCAGAUGGUAUCGUGUGCCCCAGCGUGAGAUGGCGCGGAGAAACAAUGAUAGAACUGCGCCGCUAAGAACACCAACAAUGGCUGGAGGAUUGUUCUCGAUUGAUAAGGAUUACUUCUAUGAGAUUGGCUCCUACGACGAGGGCAUGGACAUUUGGGGCGGCGAGAAUCUGGAGAUGUCGUUUAGAAUAUGGCAAUGCGGAGGCAUUUUAGAAAUUAUACCCUGCUCGCAUGUGGGCCACGUUUUCCGCGACAAAUCGCCGUACACCUUCCCGGGCGGCGUGGCCAAAAUUGUGCUGCAUAAUGCGGCGCGGGUGGCCGAGGUUUGGCUGGACGAGUGGCGUGAUUUCUAUUAUGCAAUGAGCACAGGUGCUCGCAAAGCUUCCGCUGGUGAUGUUAGCGAUCGUAAGAAUCUGCGCGAUCGUCUCAAGUGCAAAAGCUUCCGCUGGUAUCUGGAGAACGUCUAUCCCGAGAGCUUAAUGCCACUAGACUAUUAUUAUCUGGGCGAGAUUCGCAAUGCAGAAACGGAAACCUGCCUGGAUACCAUGGGUCGCAAGUACAAUGAGAAGGUUGGCAUUAGCUACUGCCACGGUCUUGGCGGCAAUCAGGUGUUUGCAUACACCAAGCGUCAGCAGAUCAUGUCCGAUGAUCUGUGCCUCGAUGCGUCCAGCUCGAAUGGUCCCGUCAACAUGGUGCGCUGCCACAACAUGGGCGGCAAUCAGGAAUGGGUCUACGAUGCGGAGGAGAAAUGGAUACGCCACACGAAUACGGGGCAGUGUUUGCAGCGUGCAACGCGGGAUGAUGCAAGCACACCGCUGCUGAGGCCCUGCAACUACACGAAGGGACAACAAUGGCUCAUGGAGUCCAAGUUCAAAUGGCAGGCGCACUAACAGACCCCAAGGAGUUACAAACCAACAAACAAAAAACCAAUCUACAACCUAAACUAACAACUGAGAACUUCCAAUUUGUGUUGAAACUGUUAACUAAGUUGCCAGCAGUAUAUGUUAAAAGAAAGGAGAAAGCAAAAGGAGCUGCUGAUUUAUAUUAGCAAGGAUUUUCAAGCAUUUUUCGUUUACACUUUAUGCAAUAUAAGUUGUUUAGCCUAAGCAGAUAGUUAUCCCAACUUUAUCUCUGUGUGUGCGAGCGCAUGUGUGAGUGUGUGUUGUGCGCUAUGUCUUCCCAAUUGAGUGAGUGAAUAUACACAUAUAUCUAUGUAUAUAUGUGUUAUAUGCGAGCGUGUGUGUUUUUAGUUUUAUGCAAAUCCUUUUGCAAUUGAAUAUAUUAUUGUAAUAUAUGUAUUUACCUAGCCUCGACCAAGUACCAAUAAAUUGGCAUUUAAAUGACAUUGUUCGCAACAACAAGAACACAAAACAAAACCCCCCUAAAAAAAUAAAACAGCAACUAUAAUUGUAACUAACAUGUGUCAUAGGAGAGUGUCGAAAUGUCGGCGAAAAGGCGUGUUCUGAAUUGCAAUGAGGAUAAAUGCCUCAUAGAGAUAUGUAUGUAUAUGAAAGAGUAUCUUGUACCCAGCACAUUCCCUUAGUUAAUACAAAAUUGAGUUGUGUUUUUUCUAUACAUUUAAUAUUUAAGCUUAAUUUGCUGCUUUUGGCAAAUUUACCCCUCUUAAAAAAAAAAAACUUUUUCGCUUUGUACCAAAUUUCGAGUUGAGUUGAGACCACAAAAACGGGCGCUGCAUAUCACAUGGAAAACAAAUGAAAAUUGCUUUGAAAACCAUAAUCAUUCUACAAAAUUCGUAAUAAAACAAUUGCACGCAUAUCAUAAUACAGUGUAAAAACUAAAAAAAAAAGAAA
Messenger RNA from Drosophila nasuta, 3731 nucleotides. RefSeq names its product polypeptide N-acetylgalactosaminyltransferase 5 (gene Pgant5). The coding region runs from base 915 to 2810 and encodes 631 amino acids. Gene Ontology annotation, biological process: protein O-linked glycosylation. The transcript has 11 exons. Gene Ontology annotation, molecular function: polypeptide N-acetylgalactosaminyltransferase activity. The record is from RefSeq and is a predicted model, not a curated record. Gene Ontology annotation, cellular component: Golgi apparatus. NCBI's taxonomy places the organism in Eukaryota, Metazoa, Arthropoda, Insecta, Diptera, Drosophilidae.